This is a messenger RNA of Cantharellus anzutake, 663 nucleotides long. RefSeq lists its product as uncharacterized. The record is from RefSeq and is a predicted model, not a curated record. The coding region runs from base 177 to 533 and encodes 118 amino acids. NCBI's taxonomy places the organism in Eukaryota, Fungi, Basidiomycota, Agaricomycetes, Cantharellales, Hydnaceae. The transcript is spliced from 4 exons.
GGAUCAGCUUGUUUAGCCGACUUUGGAUUAUCGAAGGCUCAUGAAGAAGUGACGUCUCUCAGUCUCAGAGAUGCUGGUUCUCAGAGAUACAUGGCUCCCGAACUUUUUGAAGGCCCGGAGACGACAAUAUACCCUUAAAAUCUCUAGCUAGCGACAUUUAUGCGUUUGGCCAAGUGAUGCUAGAGCUACUCUCCGGCCAAAGACCAUUUUACGAGCUCCGUCAUGAAAGUAUGAUAUACCUUGCGAUAGCCAGGGGUGACAGACCUACAAGGGUAUGCCCUCCCCUUCGUCAUUUCGCAUCAUUCGUGAUGAGGCCUGUGUCUUUUAAGAACUUACCAAUGUGCGGAAAGAGUGCCGACCAUCGGCCCUGGAGGCUCUCCAAGCAAUCCAGGCACUACAGGUCGUGCAUGCUCCGGAUGUGUUUGACACUCAUACCAUGGAUCUCGAGCAGACAAGCACCAGGCAAACAUGAAAUUCUAUCAAAUACUUCAAGCUCAACAACACGAGGUUAUCAUGUUCUCCUGCCCAAAUAGGUUUUAGUUGAUUUAGUUGAAAGUAUGCCUAAUAUAAAUUCUCCCCAGUUUAUUCCAACAAGAGAGAGCUAGCAGGGCUCCAGCCUCUGUGGCUUCGUAACAAUAUAUAGGCAAACGGCUCAUUGGAAUG